Molecule: messenger RNA, 606 nt
Organism: Daucus carota subsp. sativus
Lineage: Eukaryota; Viridiplantae; Streptophyta; Magnoliopsida; Apiales; Apiaceae
Exons: 1
Coding region: 1-606 (201 amino acids)
Source: RefSeq, a predicted model, not a curated record
AUGGUCUUGGAUGUGAUUACUCGUAAUAUUCAGGCUCCUAUACCUCGGUGUAUGCUUUUUGCCGAUGAUAUUGUAUUAAUCGCUGAGUCUCGGAACGAUUUUAAUAUAAACCUAGAACGGUGGCGUACAUCGCUGGAGGGUUAUGAAUUGCGUCUGUGCCAUUCUAAAACUGAGUACCUAUGUGCCAAUUUCAGUGAGGAGGCUCAUGAGGAGGAGGUAGCUGUAUGUAUCGGGGAGGCCCGUGUACCACAAACUAAUACAUUUAAAUACUUGGGUUCUAUCAUUCAGAAUAAUGGUGAUAUUUCAGCGGAUGUGACUCAUCGUAUUUUGACGGGAUGGCUUCGUUGGAGGGCUGCUACUGGUGUGUUGUGUGAUGGAAGUGUACCUUUGAAGUUGAAGGGUAAAUUUUAUCGAGUGGCAAUCAGACCGUCAUUACUAUAUGGUUCUGAGUGUUGGCCAUUGAGAAAGGCUCAGGAACGUCGACUAGAGGCAGCAGAAUUGCGUAUGUUGCGUUGGAAUUGUGGUAACACUAUGACAGAUCAUAUAUCGAAUGUUAUUUUUCGACGCCUUUUAGGGGUUGAGUCUAUCUCUAAAAAAAUAAAGUAG